Gossypium raimondii (Peruvian cotton) is the source of this 804-nucleotide messenger RNA. RefSeq lists its product as uncharacterized. The coding region runs from base 1 to 804 and encodes 267 amino acids. NCBI's taxonomy places the organism in Eukaryota, Viridiplantae, Streptophyta, Magnoliopsida, Malvales, Malvaceae. The record is from RefSeq and is a predicted model, not a curated record. The transcript has a single exon.
AUGGAUCUUGUUCUUGAAAGAUCAAAAAGUUUGAAGCAACCAAAACUCACUACAAUCUUCUUGAAAAAUGAAAAAGCAAACCUGGGGAAAGCAAUGUCAAAGUUAAUAUUGCAUGAAGCUUUACCUGCAAGAAUUGCAGAGUCACCAUUUCUACAGCCUGUACUCCAAGUUGCAACUGAAGUUGGAAAAUCAGUUAGGGGCCCUUCAGCUUAUGAGGUGACAGGAGUAUAUUUGGAAGAAGAGUACAAGGAAAUACAAGAAUGGGUAAAUGCCUUUAAGCCUAUCUGGGAAGAAAGAGGUGUGACCAUUAUGUGUGAUGGAAGGAAAGAGACUAGAAAUCAACAUAUAAUCAAUUUCUUGAUUUAUACUCCUCGAGGUACUAUUUUUAAAAAGUCAAUUUAUGCUAGCAGUGUUACCUCUCGUACUGCUGAGUAUUAUUUUAAUAUAAUGGAUAAAAUGGUGGAUGAAAUUGGUGAAGAAUUAAUUUUUCAGUUUGUUACAGAUAAUGAAGCAAUGAUCAAAGUCGGUGGUAAAAUGUUGAUGCAAAGAGAAUGCACUUCUAUUGGUCAGCAUGUUUUGGUCAUUGCUUGGAUCUUAUUUUGGAAGAAAUUGGUAACAAAAAAAAGUGUGAGAAGGGUCCUAGAUGAAGUAAAAAAGAUAACUUCUUUCAUAUACAAUCAUACAUGGAUGAUUGAUUAUAUGAAGAGAUAUACCCAGGGAAGAGAACCCUUACUACCUGGGAUUACUAGAUUUGUUACCAAUUUCAUGCUUUGGAGAGUAUUGUUAGAAGCAAACAAACACUAA